This is a messenger RNA of Helobdella robusta, 1350 nucleotides long. RefSeq lists its product as hypothetical. Lineage: Eukaryota; Metazoa; Annelida; Clitellata; Rhynchobdellida; Glossiphoniidae. Bases 1 to 1350 code for a protein of 449 amino acids. The record is from RefSeq and is a predicted model, not a curated record. The transcript is spliced from 9 exons.
AUGUCGGACUUGACACAAACUUCAACUUCACUCUUAACAGAAGCAGCAGCAGAAACAUUCCCACAAGCUCAACAUUAUCCUCUUCUACCACAACAACAAACAACUGCUAAUGCUCCUACCUUUGAAGAAUUGUUAUCAGAUUCCACUGCAAACAUUCCACCACCCUAUUCAGCAUUCCCAUUACUUCAGCCAUUCACAUCAUCUCAAGGCUUGUCUGCUGCUGCAGAUGCAUUGAUGAGCUCUUCAGCAACAUGGAAAGUCAUUCCUGGCAAAAAAUUGGGACACAUGGAUUUUGUUCCAAGAAUUGUUCAAAAGCGAAUGCUGAAGGAAGAUUUGUAUGACACUCAAACAGAUUUGGUAAACAGAGUCAAUUCAUGGUUGGAAGAACAUCCAGGCUUACAGGUGCUGUCAUGUGAAACAAUAACCUGGUUUGCCAACCAGUACAAAGACAUCUACUCUGAUGUUGUCGUCUGCUCUAAACUUACUGAAAUGUUUUCAAAAGCAAUUUAUCUGAGGGGGAUCAGACUUUGGUUCCUCACUGAUAAAAUUCCCAAGCCAAAUAUAGCAGUGUUGAAGCUACAAACAAUUCAAUGUGAAACGUUUCUUCCAAGGAUCAAAGAAACAUUUGGCCAGUUGAUUGAUAGAGUUAUUUUCAUAAACUUUUUUUUAGGCUCUAUAAUGAAAGUUGAGAUGGUGAAAUUGAUGGUAAAAGAUGGAUUGGUGAGUGUUGAAGCAACACAUUGGGAAGAGAGAGCAAUGGAAGAUGUCAUGUUUGUGUGGUGCGUGCGUGUUUAUUCCAGUCUCUCUGAGGAUUCAAACAAAGACGUUAUCGGAUAUCAAGACUUUGUUCCAGAGUGUUUGCGAAAGAGUCGUGAAAAUGGAGGUUUUGAAGUGUUCAGUGAUCUCAUUGACAAAACUUCCAGGCAUCUUAGUGAUAAAGGAGCUGCUCCUCAUUUUGAGGACAGGUGUAAAUUCACCCAACGGAAUUCAAACCAAGCACCGUAUCUCAGUAUUAUCAGGGUUUUCUAUUUGAUCUCUAAGGAAAAAGUUGAACCUUCAAACAUCUUGCCAAUGAGAAUUUCUUGCAAAACUUUCUUUCCUAUUAUCACUGAUUUGAAAGGUCAGAGGAACUUUGAGUCGGUCAAGCUUCUUGUUGAGAGGAUCAAUCAAUGGCUCAUUUCAAGUGGAGCUAGUUUGGCGAUGAUAGAGACUUCAAGCAUGAUGCUCAUGAGAGAUUUUAGAGUUCCCAUUUUAGGACCAGAGUGCACCUUCCAACAUUUUCCUCCUGAAAAAGAAUCUCUCAAGCAGUUGUUCUUUGUCAGGAGACGACGGAGGAAGUACAGCGUGUAG